Messenger RNA from Boeremia exigua, 852 nucleotides. RefSeq lists its product as uncharacterized. Lineage: Eukaryota; Fungi; Ascomycota; Dothideomycetes; Pleosporales; Didymellaceae. The transcript is spliced from 3 exons. Bases 198 to 740 code for a protein of 180 amino acids. The record is from RefSeq and is a predicted model, not a curated record.
CCCGUCACCAAACUCGGCGCCCAGCCAUUCCAGGGUGUUGACUGUGAUGACUACUUCUGGCAGGUAGGAAGGGUGUGACGAGAGGUGGGGUAAAUUGCUGAGCUUCGACACCCAACCAACUCUCGCGUUAGACCCUUUGAGCAUACUUCACGUUACCCUCGCUUUUUACAUUGUAAUGCUCUUGGACUCUAUCAAACAUGCCCUCAAUUUGUGGUAAAAUCGCUUUUCUACUUACUCUCAGCGUCGAUCUUGUAGCUGCCGCGCAUGCCGGCUUCCACGUCCAGUAUCCAUGGAUGUCCCGCAGUCCAAGUCCCAGGAUCCGGCCAGAGAUAGAUAGGUUUACCCCUUUCUGUGGUGACAUCGUGCAUAAUCCCCAACAAUACUCUCGCAGCUCUCGCAGCUUCCUCUCAUUUUCCGGCCACCCUGGGGAUCUUGUGACGGCCCUUUAUACCACGCAUAGGGUUCCCAGGAAGAGAGAAGACUUCCCUAAUAUAGUCAUACAGGAUGUCCCCAUCCAGCCUUUGGGCCAGCUAUGUGUGAACAUCACGAUCCCUUUUGCGACCGAGGUAAACGAGAUGGGAGUCAUGUAUUUCGAAGCACGGGAUCCGAAAACAGGGAACGUGAAACACUAUUGCUCAGACGUCAAGAUGGCUGAUAUAGAGGCUUUACCGGAAGAUCAUCCGGCCAUGUGCGCUGCUAACAAUGAGACCCUUAUUCCAAUGCCAGAUGAGUGGGCGUAGAGAUAAGCUGGGAACUUGGAGGCAUAACUGCCUAGGUAGAGAAGACAAUGACUUGAAUUGCUAUCACUCUAUUUGCUUAGUGAAAAGACCAGGUACUUUGAAAUGCACUCAA